GCCAGUACAUAGUUAACUACAGUCCAUUCAGUACCUUCUUAUCUACCUACUAUUUAAGAAUCUUAUUAAAGAGAGUAUAUUAUACGCAACAUGGAUGCAGCAAAGGAACUAGUGUUGAACUUAAAACAAAAUAAUAAGUCACAUGUAGGAUAUGGUUUGCAAAAUGAAAGUGAAGCACUUAUUGGUCACAUUCUGCAAAAUAUGGUGAAGGCCCAGUUACCAGAAUUAAUUCCUGAAGUAAAAAAUGAAGAAGAUUCCAUUCAAUAUAGAGAAGAAGGAAAUCAACAUUUUGUAAUGGGUGACGACGAUGAAGCUAUAAAAUGUUAUACAAUGAGUUUGGCAUAUGCAAAUAAUAAUGAACUUAUGUCAUAUGCUCAUGCCAAUCGAUCUGCUGCCUUAUACAGAAAACACAUGUUCAAGGAAUGUUUGAUAGAUAUUGAUGCUGCUUUAAAUCUUGGAUAUCCUGAAGAAAAAAGGAAAAAACUUAAAGAGAGAGGAAUUAAGGCCAUUGAAGAAAUUAAAAUGAGAUUGCAACUCAAAAAAAACGAUUGUAUUGAUGAAGAAACAUUUAUGAACAUGUGGGAUGUAAACAAAAAUUUUAACACUAAUGAAAAGAAAGAUUCAGUUAAUGGUUGCAAUGAACUACCUACAGAUAAAGAUGGAACGAAACAGCCAAGAUAUGUAGCAGAUGAAGGCCCUUUAAAGUUAGCUUAUGGUCCUAGUACAGAGGCUCCUGCUGCUAGUGAUGGUGUCAGCAUUUCUUUUUCUGAAAAAUAUGGACGUCAUUUAGUAGCUACUAAAGAAUUCCAACCAGGAGAUAUAGUCACUAUUGAAGAUCCUUAUGCAUAUGUUAUUUAUACACAAAGAUAUUAUACACAUUGCCAUCACUGCUUAUUAAGAAGUUACAAUUUGAUUCCUUGCCCACAUUGUCCAGUGUCUCAGUAUUGUUCAGAAAAAUGCAGGAAAUCAGCUUGGGAAAUGGCACAUCAAAUAGAAUGCCCGAUUAUGGCACUAGUAGGAAAUUUACUUAAUGUUGAUACAGAUAAAAUCCGAAUGCUUACCAAAAUUAUUAGACUUCUAAUUGUAGUAACAGCAAAGGGCAAAAAAAUUGAUGAAUUGUGUGCAGACAUGAAAGUAGCUGAAUCUAAUCCAGAUAAUAGAACUGCAGGAUUUACAGAUGAGGGCAUACUGGAUAGUACCAGUGCACGAUCUGCUCUGAGUCUUGCUACCAAUAUGACAACCAGACCACUUAUUGGAAUCAGUGCUUUUGCUUGCAUUUCAGCUCUCGCGGUUAUCCUUUUAGCCACACAGACUAAUUUCUUCUGCAAGAAAUAUAAAGUUGACCAAUUACAAAAUAUUAGCAAUUAUCCUAACAUUAGAUUCUGUGGCAGCCUUAUGUUUCGUGCCUGUGUUAUAAUGUCCUCCAAUUGUUUUUCAGUGCAACAAGAGCCAGGAGUUAAAACAGGUUCAGGCUUAUACGUAACGCACAGCUUGUAUAAUCAUUCUUGUGCACCAAAUACGUUCCGUCAUUUUGAAGGGCUGACGAUGAUUACUCGUGCUCUAGAACCAAUAUAUCCUGGAGAUCAAAUAUUCACAAAUUAUGGUGCUGCAUAUGCAUAUACAACAAAAUCUGAAAGAAGAGAAAAAAUAAUGCAAGACUAUUUCUUUGAGUGCGACUGCAUCGCAUGUACAAAUGAUUGGCCGAUAUAUAAUGAAAUUUUGAAAAAUCACAUCGGUUCUAUUAGCAAGAAUAAAGAGCUUGUACAAAAAUUGAAACCUUAUAAACAACGAUUGGUGAAAAAUAUGUACGAUAUUGAUGCUGUAAAAUCUGUUCUUGGCAUAUUGUAUAAGGAAGUAUCCCAACCGUGUGAAGAAAUCGUACAUGCGGAGCAAUACCUAAAGAGUUAUUAUUUAGAUCCAUAAGAGAGGCAUCAG
Messenger RNA from Habropoda laboriosa, 1935 nucleotides. RefSeq names its product SET and MYND domain-containing protein 4-like. Gene Ontology annotation, molecular function: protein binding. NCBI's taxonomy places the organism in Eukaryota, Metazoa, Arthropoda, Insecta, Hymenoptera, Apidae. The coding region runs from base 91 to 1923 and encodes 610 amino acids. The transcript has 8 exons. The record is from RefSeq and is a predicted model, not a curated record.